Molecule: messenger RNA, 6536 nt
Organism: Mustela lutreola (European mink)
Lineage: Eukaryota; Metazoa; Chordata; Mammalia; Carnivora; Mustelidae
Gene: SCUBE2
Product: signal peptide, CUB domain and EGF like domain containing 2
Exons: 20
Coding region: 877-3462 (861 amino acids)
Biological process (GO): signal transduction
Cellular component (GO): cell surface
Molecular function (GO): calcium ion binding
Source: RefSeq, a predicted model, not a curated record
GCCACCUCUGAGACCCUCCCCCACACUCAGUGAUUUUCAUGAACUAUGUGAAAAUCUGGAAGCAUGAGGAUGAGUCCAGUCCCUGCCACUGGGUAACCCUGGGCAAGCUAUUUUAGCUUCCACUUCCUCACCUGGCAAAAUAAGUGGGUUGGGUGGGGUGAGCUCUGAGUCUCUUCAAAUUCUCACAUUCCUGAUUCUAAUCUUUAAAUAGAGAACAUUUCAAACAUGACUAGAUGUCUCAGGAGAAAUGUAAUGGACAAUCUGCCAAGUUUUUCAAAAAGGUGCUGCAAACCACAGCUCCAAGUGCAAGCCCGCUCGGGGCCCUGGGUGGGUGGGGAGGAGCAGAGCCUUCUUAGAGGGGCUGCAGACCCGGAUCCAGCCUUCCCUGGGUCUCCCACUUUUGAACUCUGAGCCUCUGGGGUUCUAGCUCAGAGGGACCCCCUCCCAGGCAUAGGCUUUUGAUGCUGUGGUUUCCCCGCACCACUGUUUACCAUUCCUCCAGAAAUUUGUAGAUGGCUCUUCUGAUGGCUGCCAUCUUGUUCUCUUUGCUUUGGGUCUAUACCUUUAUUAUUCCUCUGUUAGUUCAGUGGAUUCUCUGGAGUUGGGGGGAAGGCAUUAAGCACACGUGGCCGAUCAGCCACUUUUAACGUGAUGUGCUUUUAAUUGUGUUUUUAAUUGGUUGUGUUUUUAAUCGUGAUGUGUUUUUAAUUCUCUGCUCUUUCUUAAGCCAAAGGGCUACGUUUUGGUGGCUAUGUCAUCCCGGGGUUGCCUGUGUGUGUUUGUGAGGGAAGUGCUCUGAACACUAGACUAUUAUCUCCUUUUGGCAUGUGCUGCUCGUUCAUUCUCAUCACUGAAGAAUGAGAGGGUCUGAGCUGCAUGAAUCAGAAUCACGGCUGUAGUCACAUCUGCAAGGAGGCCCCAAGGGGCAGCGUUGCCUGUGAGUGCCGGCCAGGCUUUGAGCUGGCCAAGAACCAGAGAGACUGUGUCUUGACCUGUAACCAUGGAAACGGUGGGUGCCAGCACUCAUGCGAGGACACUGCUGAAGGCCCCGAGUGUAGCUGCCAUCCACAGUACAAGAUGCAUGCAGAUGGGAGGAGCUGCCUCGAGCGAGAAGACUCUGCUCCGGAGGGGACAGAGAGCAAUGCCACGUUGGUGGUGGACGGCGACAAGCGGGUGAAGCGGCGGCUGCUUAUGGAAACGUGUGCUGUCAACAAUGGAGGCUGUGAUCGCACCUGUAAGGAUACUUCGACAGGUGUUCAUUGCAGUUGUCCUGUGGGAUUCACACUCCAGUUGGAUGGGAAGACCUGUAAAGAUAUCGAUGAGUGCCAGAGCCGCAAUGGAGGUUGCGAUCAUUUCUGCAAAAACACCGUGGGCAGUUUUGACUGCAGCUGCAAAAAGGGAUUUAAAUUAUUAACAGAUGAGAAGUCUUGCCAAGAUGUGGAUGAAUGCUCUUUGGAUAGGACCUGUGACCACAGCUGCCUCAACCACCCUGGAACAUUCACAUGUGCUUGCAACAAAGGGUACACCCUCUAUGGCUUCACCCACUGCGGAGAUACUGAUGAGUGCAGCGUCAACAACGGGGGCUGUCAGCAGGUGUGUGUGAACACAGUGGGCAGCUAUGAAUGCCGAUGCCACUCCGGGUACAAGCUCCACUGGAAUAAAAAAGACUGUGUGGAGGUGAAGGGGGUCCUGCCCACUAGCGUAUCACCCUAUGUGUCCCUGCAUUGCGGUAAGAGUGGCGGAGGAGACAGGUGCUUCCUCAGAUGUCACUCGGGCAUUCACCUCUCUUCAGGACUGCAAGAGGCCUACUCUGUCGCCUGUGGCUCUUCCUCUUCUCUCAGGAGCAAACAGCAAAAAUCAAAUGACUCAGCUUUCGGGGGUAACAUUUCUCACUUGUUUCUUUCUGAAGAUGUCGCCACCAUCAGGACAAGUGUAACCUUUAAACUAAAUGAAGGCAAGUGUAGUUUGAAAAAGGCUGAGCUGUUUCCCGAGGGUCUGCGACCAGCACUACCAGAGAAGCACAGCUCAGUAAAAGAGAGCUUCCGCUAUGCAAACCUUACAUGCAGCUCCAGCAAGCACGUCCCGGGAGCCCCUGGCCGCCCAAGCACCACUAAGGAAAUGUUUAUCACUGUUGAGUUUGAACUUGAAACUAACCAAAAGGAGGUGACAGCUUCUUGUGACCUGAGCUGUAUCGUCAAACGAACAGAGAAGCGGCUCCGGAAAGCCAUCCGUGCACUCCGGAAGGCUGCCAACAGGGAGCAGUUUCACCUCCAGCUCUCAGGCAUGGACCUGGAAGAGGCAAAAACGUCUCCCAGGACACCUGAACACCGAGUGCAGUCCUGUGGAGUGGGUCAGGGCCGCGCAGGAAACCAAUGUGUCAGGUGCAGGGCUGGGACAUAUUAUGAUGGAGAACAAGAACGCUGCAUUUUGUGUCCAAAUGGAACCUUCCAAAAUGAGGAAGGACAAAUCACAUGCGAACCUUGCCCACGACCAGAAAAUCCUGGAGCCCUGAAGACUCCAGAAGCUUGGAAUGUAUCCAAAUGUGGAGGUCUGUGCCAACCUGGGGAAUAUUCUGCAGAUGGCUUUGCACCCUGCCAGCUCUGUGCCCUGGGCACAUUCCAGCCUGAGGCCGGCCGCACUUCCUGCUUCCCCUGUGGGGGAGGCCUCCCCACCAAACACCUGGGAGCCACUUCCUUCCAGGACUGUGAAACCAGAGUUCAGUGUUCACCUGGACAUUUCUACAACACCACCACUCACCGAUGCAUUCGCUGCCCAUCAGGGACAUACCAACCUGAAUUUGGAAAAGAUAACUGUGUUUCUUGCCCAGGAAAUACUACCACUGACUUCGAUGGCUCCACAAACAUAACGCAGUGUAAAGACAGAAGAUGUGGAGGGGAGCUGGGAGAUUUCACCGGAUACAUUGAAUCCCCAAACUACCCAGGCAAUUACCCAGCCAACACCGAGUGUACAUGGACCAUCAACCCACCGCCCAAACGCCGAAUCUUAAUUGUGGUCCCUGAGAUCUUCCUGCCCAUAGAAGACGACUGUGGAGACUACCUGGUGAUGCGGAAAACCUCUUCAUCCAAUUCCGUGACAACAUAUGAGACCUGCCAGACCUACGAACGGCCCAUCGCCUUCACCUCCAGAUCAAAAAAGCUGUGGAUUCAGUUCAAGUCCAACGAAGGGAACAGUGCCAGGGGCUUCCAGGUCCCUUACGUGACGUACGAUGAGGACUACCAGGAGCUCAUUGAAGACAUAGUUCGAGAUGGCAGGCUCUAUGCCUCUGAGAACCAUCAGGAAAUACUGAAGGAUAAGAAACUGAUCAAGGCUCUGUUUGACGUCCUGGCCCACCCCCAGAACUAUUUCAAGUACACAGCCCAGGAAUCCCGGGAGAUGUUUCCAAGAUCCUUCAUCCGAUUGCUGCGUUCCAAAGUGUCCAGGUUCUUGAGGCCUUACAAGUGAGCCCGCCCCACGGGACCCCCGGUGACACGUUCUGCCUGUGGGCUGGUGGGACACAGCUGUCUGCCUCUGCGGCCAACAUAGUUGGAUAUUGCUGCCUCCCGUAGCAGUGACUCAUUAGAGUUCAAUUUUUAUAGAUAAUACAGAUAUUUUGGUAAAUUGAACUUGGUUUUUCUUUGCCAGCAUUGUGGAUGUGGACCGAGAAUGGCAGUGAGUCCCACCACCUCUCACUGCUGUGGGCAGAGGUCUUAGAGCAUCAAGAGCUGGCUGAGCGGGACUCUAGUCAGCUCAGGCAAGACUCACCAGUCCCUCCUGCUUCUCACUCCUCCUCAAGGCCUCCUCAGAGGCCGUGGUGGAAAGGAGGCCACAAAAGAGGCUGCUUUGGCUGAAACUUCAGCUUCCUCCUGCCCGGCUCUCCCUAAGGGAGCCCUCUGCACCGAGGCUGUGACCAGGCAGAGCAGGAAGGGAGGAAGGGAGAGAGGGAAGAAGUGAGAGUGCUCCAGGCACCAGGCCUCACCUAAGACCUGGGAGGAUUCCGUUUCCCUGUGGCCUUCUCCAGCCUGUGUGACCUUCGUUGGAUGCCAGGAACUUGGGUUCUAAGCAGUGAUCAUUAAAAAAAGUACUUAAAACAGAAUUAGAGAUAAAAAGAUAAAAAUUAAGCACUUCCAGAGACAUGAUCCGAUAGUUCUGGGGACGGCCUUCCUUGUGUCCAGCUUCUGCUCGGCGGCAAAUGCACAGUGCUGGUUUUAGCACCUUCAGCUGUCUUUCUGGUACCCUGCUUGGCACGGUGUUAGGGCCUGGAGAGUUCAGGGCGGACUUGAUCUCUUUGGUGGAUGAGAAUCACCUACAGUUAGGAGAAGUACUGCCUCACAAACCCCGAGUUUCUCUUAACCAUCACACCACCACCAGAGGCAGCUACACAAAUCCCGCUGUCUAGGUACUGCAGUCAACACUGGGUCAGCACAGUGGGGCUUCACAGUCAUUUUCUCCCGCAGAAUCUAGAAUUUUAAAUACCAGUUAAUUUUUACAAAUUUAAAUCCAUAAGUAAAUAUCUUAUUACAGUGAAUUAAAAAAAAAAAAGAAAAAACCCUAUCAAACAAGUUGGCAUUCCCGAGGGGACUGAGAACAAACAACUAUGAUGUUGUUACUUCAGUAACAGACUAACUCUGGACACACAACUCUCAACACCAAAGUACUCAAGAAUAGUUAACAAAUAUUUCUAAAGCAAACAAAGACUAUUUCAUUAUUGUUGAGCUCACGUUUCACCUGUUUUUUUUUUUUUAACCUAUCCAUAACAUUGAUUUAAAAAAAAAAAAACCCACCUCUAAUUAAAAUUUUCUUCUUUAUUUGGAUGGGUCCUAAGUACCCAUUUCCAAAUUUCUUUUCAAAAAUUGAAACAUCUUCAUUUUAAAAAAUAAUUCUCAAAAUAAGCACUUGGAGUUUGUCAUUGCAGAACUUUGCCUACAUUUCUGAGUCUAAUCAUAAAAUGAAAGUUGAAAUGUAAUACGACCAGGUUCAGUGACCUGCCCAGUGUGGGGUGGGGUGAGCGGAACCGUGCCAUCCUGUCCAAGCACGUUGGUAACUUUGUGUUCUUGACUGUGUGGUUCUGUAUUGCGGGUGUCACAGGAAGGCCAGGGAUGGAAAUGCAUUGGGGGUUGGAAGGAGGCCCCCUCCAGGAGCAGGCCUGCCCACCAGAGCUCUGCUCCUGGUGUAAGUGUGAGCAGCUGAGGCCCUUCCUAAGCACCCUCUCUAUCUCCACUAACCACCCUAAGAGAUGCUAUGGAAGAUUGGCUGCUUGUGGCUACAGUUGCUACCUAUAAGUCAAUAAAGAUUUAUUAAAUGUCUGUUUUGUGCCAGGCCCUGUUCUAGGCCCUAGGGUUGCACAGUGACAAGACAGGGUCCUUGCUCUUGUGGAACUUACAUUUUAGGUGGCCAGUGAACAAAUAAGUCACCACAGAAAGUAUCAGCUAGCAUUGUGUUAUGUGGUAGGUUAACAAGACAGAUGACUGCGUUGCUACUUUAGAAUUACGGGUUGUGGAGGGCUGCUCUGGGGAAAUGACAUUUCAACCUGAAAAUGGCCAGAGGGAACCAGGCUUGGGACAAGGCGGGGGGAGGGCUCCAGGUAGAGGAAGGCCAAGUGCAAAGGCUGACAGGCAGGAGCCUGUGUGUGUGUGUGUGUGUGGUCACUGUCCAGUGAGAAGGCAGUGGGACGAGAUGAGGCAAGGGAAGUGGACAGGGGCCAGAGCACAUCAGGCUUUGGAAUCUAGAACAAGAGGUUUGGGUUUCAUUCUUGGUAUGUUGUAAAGCUUUCAGAGGGGUUGGGGCAAAGGAGUGGGACGAGCUGAUUUAUGUUUUAAAAAGAUAGUUCUGGUUACUGUGUGAAUAGAUUUCAGAAAAAGGUGGGGAGGCAGAGAGCCAUUAGCCAACUAUCGCAACCAACCAAGCCGUCAUCCCGGUGGGAGAUGAGGUGGUCUGGGUUAAGGGUGUGGAGUGGAGACCAGAGAAAGUUUCUGGACCUGUUUUAGGGCAGAGUCAAGAACUUGCAUGAGAACUGGAUGGAGGGGAAGGGAGAAGCAGCCACCGAGGAGACCUCCUAGUUGCCUGAGCAACUGGUAGCUGGAGGAGAUGGGCCAUAUCAAGUAUGAGGUACCUGUUUAGGAAUCCAAACUCAAGAGUUCAGAUAGGCAACUGAUUUUAUGAAGUCCCAGAAGAGGUCAGCGCUGGAAUAUGUCACAGAAUAAAGACAUGAGACAUGAGGUUGAGGACACCUGGGCAAAGUACGGACAUAAAGAAGACCAGGGCACUCUCCAUUCUGGGUUUCCCUGUGUGGGCACAUGACCGGGACUGGAGGAGCUGAUUGUUCAGUCAAAAGGAAGAGGUUAGAGCUGUUUCCCCUGCCCUCCAAGGGAGCUUGUUCUGUGGGAAGAGUCUGGGUGGAACUGGAAUCUGCACAAGUCCUCCUCUCCAGCUGUGGAUAUUGUUCCUGAGCCGUUUACUCAAGUGCUGCAUUUAUGGAUUUAGCAACGUUUCCCUUGAGUUUCCAAUGCUAAUAAAAGAGUGUUUGCCUUUUCACACUA